AUGGCUACAUCUACCUCCUUCGAGCCCAAUGCUGAAAAAGAUGGGCUCCAUUCAAGAUCUAAGAAUAUUUUAGAGAAUAAACACAAUAAUGGAAGAGAAUCCUAUACAAAAAACGCAGAUAAUGACGAAACUAUUAAAGAUACUUCAAAGUCAGGCUCUUUUUGUUUUACCAACAAAUGGGAACCAAUAAUUAUGCCAUUUGUUUUUACUCUUUUCGGCAUCUUUGUCAGAAUGUAUAAAAUUGGAGCUAAUAACCAUGUUGUUUGGGAUGAGGCUCAUUUUGGUAAAUUCGGUUCUUACUAUUUAAGGCAUGAAUUUUAUCAUGAUGUUCACCCACCUUUAGGUAAAAUGUUAGUCGGUUUAUCUGGUUUUAUUGCAGGUUAUAACGGGUCUUGGGAUUUCCCAUCUGGUGAAGUUUAUCCAGACUAUAUUGACUACGUUAAAAUGAGAAUAUUUAACGCCGCAUUUUCAUCCCUUUGUGUCCCCAUAGCCUAUUACACUGCAAAGGCCAUUGGUUUCUCUUUGCCUGUAGUUUGGUUAUUCACCUCUUUAGUUUGUUUUGAAACUACUUAUUGUACUUUGGGUAGAUUCAUUCUUUUAGAUUCUAUGUUACUUUUCUUUACUGUCGCUGCCUUCUAUUGUUUUGUCAUGUUCCAUAACCAAAGAUCAAAGCCUUUCUCUAGAAAAUGGUACAAAUGGUUAGGUUUAACAGGUAUUACAAUGGGUUGUGCUAUCUCCGUUAAGAUGGUUGGUCUUUUUGUUAUCACUUUAAUUGGUAUCUACACCGUCAUCGAUCUUUGGAAAUUAUUAGGUGAUAAAUCUGUUUCAUGGAAACAAUACGUUAGCCAUUGGAUGGCUAGAAUCGUUGGAUUAAUUAUUUUUCCAAUCUUAGUCUUUUUGCUAUGUUUUAAGAUCCAUUUCAUUCUUUUAUCUCAUUCUGGUACGGGUGAUGCCAAUAUGUCAUCUUUAUUUCAAGCUAAUUUAGUAGGAUCUGAAGUAGGUAUUGGUCCACGUAACGUUGCCAUUGGUUCUUCUAUAGUCUCCAUCAAAAAUCAAGCUUUAGGUGGUGCCUUGUUACAUUCUCAUAUCCAAACUUACCCUGAUGGUUCCAAUCAACAACAGAUUACAACGUAUGCACACAACGAUGCAAAUAAUGAUUGGAUUUUCCAAAGAGCAAGAAGUUUACCAGUUUGGUCAGAAAAUGAAACUGAAAUUGAAUAUGUUAAUGGAGGUGGCUCCUAUAGAUUACUCCACAGACUAACUGAGAAGAAUCUACAUACUCACCCAAUUGCUGCUCCAAUAAGUAAGAACGAAUUCGAGGUCUCUGGUUAUGGUUCUGUUGAAAAUGGUGAUCCAUUCGAUAAUUGGAUUAUUGAGAUUGUCGAUCAAAGAGGUUCUGAAGACAAAACCCAAUUACAUCCAUUGACUACAUCAUUCCGUAUUAAAAGUGAACGACUUGGUUGCUAUUUGGCUCAAACUGGUAACCAUCUACCUGAAUGGGGGUACAGACAGUUCGAAGUUGCUUGUGUUAAAAAUCCAUUUAAGAGAAAUAAGAGAACUUGGUGGAACAUUGAAACUCAUACCAAUGACAAAUUACCAUUACCUGACGAAAACUUCAGAUAUCCAAAAACUAGUUUUAUUAAAGAUUUCAUCCAUUUGAACUUAGCUAUGAUGGCAACCAAUAAUGCAUUAAUUCCAGAUCAUGAGAAACUCGAUUAUUUAGCUUCUUCCGCAUGGGAAUGGCCAACUUUACAUAUUGGUCUAAGAUUGAACGGUUGGAGUGAUGAUGUACUAAAGUAUUAUCUUUUAGGUUUACCAUUCUCCACUUGGCCUUCUACUGUAUCUGUUUUUGCUAUGAUGUUCACUGUGGUCGCUUUAUUCCUAAGAUGGAUUAGACAACUACCUGUUUUCAAAACAUCAGACGAUGCUAAUGUCUUUGAAAUGGGUGGGUUCUACCCAUUACUGGGUUGGGGUUUACAUUUCAUGCCAUUUGUUAUCAUGUCAAGAGUUACUUACGUCCAUCAUUAUUUACCAGCGUUAUACUUUGCUUUGAUAAUUUUAGCUUAUUAUUUCGAUGUUCUUUUGAAGGCUCCAACUAUAUUCUUGCAGAAAUUAUCAAAAAGAUUGAGAUAUGGUAUAUUCGUCACUUAUUUUAUUAUGCUACUUAGUGGAUUCUAUUACUUUUCUCCAAUAGCAUUUGGUAUGGAGGGUCCAAACCGUGAUUUCCAAUACUUGAACUGGUUAGGUUCUUGGACCAUCACUGAUAAACCAUAA
Molecule: messenger RNA, 2274 nt
Organism: Arxiozyma heterogenica
Lineage: Eukaryota; Fungi; Ascomycota; Saccharomycetes; Saccharomycetales; Saccharomycetaceae
Exons: 1
Coding region: 1-2274 (757 amino acids)
Biological process (GO): protein O-linked glycosylation via mannose
Cellular component (GO): endoplasmic reticulum; membrane
Molecular function (GO): dolichyl-phosphate-mannose-protein mannosyltransferase activity
Source: RefSeq, a predicted model, not a curated record